AAUCUGUACUAAUGUCUUCACUGCGAGACUACAAGGCUUUGAUAGCAGGACACGCGCGUUUAAAUCGCAUCGACUGAUAUGUGAAACACUGUCGAUCUGUGUAGUUUCACUUGAAACAAGUCAGCGUGCGAAGUUUUUGUUUGGACCUUUCCAUCUUUGUGGACCAUUACACGAAGGAAGCGGAAAUUACCAACCAGCUUGCUUUUCUCAGAGAGCUGCUGCGGAGUUGGGAGAAAUGGAAAAGCGAUCACUAUAACAUGAUUUUGCUGUUGUUAAGAUUAAGUAUUUAUUUAUAGAUCUUUUUUUCGCUGCACAGCGGAAGACUCUGCACCUCUGGGUUGACGGCAAGCAGACAAAGAAGAUCUGUCACUCCACGGUCAGCAGGGACAAGGACAGAAAUUAGGAGACUGAAGCAGAUCAGUCAGAGGUUUUAUUCUUGACUGUAGAAGCACUUCUUUUUGGACAUUUAUAUCCGUCUCUUGUCCACAAAGUCAUUGGCAUGGAGGCAAUAGCUAAAUAUGACUUCAAAGCUACUGCGGAUGAUGAAUUAAGUUUCAAGCGAGGAGAGAUUCUUAAGGUUUUAAAUGAAGAAUGUGACCAGAAUUGGUACAAGGCUGAACUCAACGGAAAAGAAGGAUUCAUCCCUAAAAAUUACAUAGAAAUGAAGCCACACCCCUGGUUUUAUGGGAAGAUUCCCCGUGCAAAGGCAGAAGAAAUGCUGAAUAAACAGAGGCACGAUGGAGCUUUUCUUAUAAGGGAGAGUGAAAGUGCACCUGGAGACUUCUCGCUCUCUGUUAAAUUUGGAAAUGAUGUCCAGCACUUCAAAGUUUUACGGGACGGAGCUGGAAAAUAUUUCUUGUGGGUGGUCAAAUUUAACUCGUUAAACUCUUUAGUGGAUUAUCAUCGCUCCACUUCUGUGUCCAGGAAUCAGCCUAUUUUCCUCAGGGACAUUGAACAAGUACCACAGAAUUCAACAUAUGUUCAAGCUUUGUUUGACUUCGACCCUCAAGAGGAUGGAGAGUUGGGUUUCAGGCGUGGAGAUUUUAUCCAGGUCCUGGACAACUCUGAUCCUAAUUGGUGGAAGGGGGCUUGUCACGGACAAACCGGAAUGUUUCCUCGCAAUUAUGUCACACCUGUCAAUCAAAACAUGUAACUUGCAGAGAAAAUGUUGGCCUGCAUAAAGCACCUGUGGACUUAUAGCUGGGUUGCCACGGAAACAGAAAUGUCGGAGUGAUGGGAUGAAAAGGCUCAAUUGGUGAUCCGGAUGACGAUUGGCCGGAAAAAGAGAGACUGUGCUGUUUGGUGUGGUUGACAUUUAAAGAAGCACUACUGGCUGUGUGAGAAGAUGCUCAAGACUGAUAUUUUACUCAUGUUUAUCACAUCAGCUUUGCUUUUGAUGGAGCUUUAUUUUAUAUGACAUCAGUUGUGCUAAAAAAAAAAAA
Messenger RNA from Danio rerio (zebrafish), 1442 nucleotides. It is a transcript of the gene grb2a, whose product is annotated as growth factor receptor-bound protein 2a. The record is from RefSeq and is marked provisional. Lineage: Eukaryota; Metazoa; Chordata; Actinopteri; Cypriniformes; Danionidae. Gene Ontology annotation, cellular component: endosome; cytoplasm; nucleus.